AUGCUAGACCCUUGUUCUUUUUACUUUGCACACGCUAGGCCCUUCCCGCCCCAUUCUCCAGCUUUCCAUCACCCCGCCCCUUUCUCCCGCUUUCCAUCUCCCCGCCCCAUUCUCCCGCUUUCCAUCAGACCGCCCCAUUCUCCCGCUUUCCAUCACCCCGCCCCAUUCUUCCGCUUCCCAUCAUCCCGCCCCAUUCCCCCGCUUUCCAUCACCCCUCCCCAUUCUCCCUCCUUCCAUCACCCCGCCCCUUUCUCCCGCUUUCCAUCUGCCGCCCCAUUCUCCCGCUUUCCAUCACCCGCCCCAUUCUCCCGCUUUCCAUCACCUCGCCCCAUUCUCCCGCUUUCCAUCACCCCGCCCCAUUCUUCUGCUUUCCAUCACCCCGCCCCAUUCUCCCGCUUUCCAUCACCCUGCCCCAUUCACCCGUUUUCCAUCACCCGCCCCAUUCUCCCGCUUUCCAUCAUACCACCCCAUUCUCCCGCUUUCCAUCACCCCGCCCCAUUCUCCCGCUUUUCAUCACCCCGCCCCAUUCUCCCGCUUUCCAACACCCCGGCCCAUUCUCUCGCUUUCCAUCACCCCGCCCCCUUCUUCCUCUUUCCAUCACCCCGCCCCAUUCUCCCUCCUUCCUUCACCCCGCCCCAUUCUCCCGCUUUCCAUCACCCUGCCCCAUUCCUCCGCUUUCCAUCACCCCGCACCAUUCUCCCACUGUCCAUCACCCCGCCCCAUUCUCCCGCUUUCCAUCACCCUGCCCCAUUCUCCCGCUUUCCAUCACCCUGCGCCAUUCUUCCGCUUUCCAUCACCCCGCCCCCUUCUCCCUCCUUCCAUCACCCCGCCCCAUUCUCCCUCCUUCCAUCACCCCGCCCCAUUCUCCCGCUUUCCAUCAGCCCGCCCCAUUCUCCCGCUUUCCAUCACCCCGCCCCUUUCUCCCGCUUUCCAUCUCCCUGCCCCAUUCUCCCGCUUUCCAUCACCCUGCCCCAUUCUCCCGCUUUCCAUCACCCCGCCCCAUUCUUCGCUUCCCAUCAUCCCGCCCCAUUCCCCCGCUUUCCAUCACCCCUCCCCAUUCUCCCUCCUUCCAUCACCCCGCCCCAUUCUCCCGCUUUCCAUUACACGCCCCAUUCUCCCGCUUUCCAUCACCCCGCCCCAUUCUCCUGCUUUCCAUCACCCAGCCCCAUUCACCUGCUUUCCAUCACCCGCCCCAUUCUCCCGCUUUCCAUCACCCCGCCCCAUUCUCCCACUUUCCAUCACCCCGCCCCAUUCUCACGCUUUUCAUCACCCCGCCCCAUUCUCCCGCUUUCCAACACCCCGCCCCAUUCUCCCGCUUUCCAUCACCCCGCCCCACUCUCCCGCUUUCCAUCACCCCGCCCCAUUCUCCCUCCUUCCAUCACCCCGCCUCAUUCUCCCUGCUUCCAUCACCCCGCCCCAUUCUCCCGCUUUCCAUCACCCCGCCCCAUUCUCCCGCUUUCCAUCUCCAGGACCACGCAAGCUCUAAGAGCAGGUAAGCUCUUGGACCAGGCAAGCUCUUGGACCAGGCAAUCUCCUAGACCAGGCAAGCUCGUGGACCACGCACGCUCCUGGACCAGGCAAGCUCCUAGACCAGGAAAGCUCCUGGACCUGGCAAGCUCCUAG
Molecule: messenger RNA, 1623 nt
Organism: Closterium sp. NIES-65
Lineage: Eukaryota; Viridiplantae; Streptophyta; Zygnematophyceae; Desmidiales; Closteriaceae
Source: the annotation of a GenBank genome assembly